Molecule: messenger RNA, 3603 nt
Organism: Hyalella azteca
Lineage: Eukaryota; Metazoa; Arthropoda; Malacostraca; Amphipoda; Hyalellidae
Exons: 4
Coding region: 1-360 (119 amino acids)
Source: RefSeq, a predicted model, not a curated record
AUGGACAGAUGGCUGCUGCCAACCGUCGCACUUGGUAAUGAAGGGUUCAAUAUAAUCACCAAUCUGGUAGGCCCCCCGCUGCUGGAGGCUCUUGGUGGUCACACGCCCGGCGGAGGCACAGAAGCUCUGAGCCUCAAGGUCCCCGCCCAGCAGGUGGUGGAGGCCGGCGGCAGCGUACAGGUCGAGUGUCGCGUCAGCCUCGGGCCCUUGCAAGACAGGGCCGUCAAAACCCUCAGGGUCAGGAUGAGGGAUUACUUCUUCUCCAUCUCCGGGGCUCGAGGGGGAAAAGGAUGCAGCGUUGCGAGCUUCAUGGCUGCAGCGAUGCUUGCUGCCGCUUGUCUAUACUUCAACAUCAGCUGAAGCUUUGUCAGCUGUGGAUUGAUGGAAUAAUUCCACAGUCCUGUACAAAAUUGUGGGAGAGUUACGUAAAGGUUUGUAAAGCGAGAUUAAUUCAUAUCCAAUAACCUAUGCAAAUAAAAAACUGGAAAAUUCGUUAUGAUUAUAUGAAACGGCAGAAAACGAGCCAAAGCUUAUAGAAAAUCACUUUACUUCCCCACAAUAGUAAUAACCGUUCUGUGCACCGAUUACAUUGAUAUUAUAACAAAUGUAGUGAAUUAAAGAGACAGUAGAAUAUUGAAGUUAAAUAGCGCAAAUGAGCGUUUUGCAGUAGCUUGAUUGGCCUUACCUUGUAGGAUCCCGCUAAAUAUUGAUAUUUAGGUAUGUAAGUGAACUUUGUUGAAAUAAAACUACGAAUGGAUGGAGGUAAAUAUAUCAAAGAAUUAAUGUCACGAAAUUUUUCAACCCCAUUAAAGCGCCGUUUCAUUAAAUCAACAGAAUUAGAUGCCAUGGCAUCUGAAUUCAUCUUCCUCCACGUGGCCUGUUCCCUGUCGUGAUAGUAACAGUAGAUAAUGAGUUUUAUAAGCCCUAUACAUAUAUUUAACUAUCGUUUUGUGUUUUGUACCAAAAGUUUAUAGAUGCGGAUAUUUUUAUUAACCACAAGUAUGAUAGAAUUAGGACAGUGAUUUAUCCUUCCAAAAAGUGUGUGCAGUUUGUUUGAGGUUGUCAAUUGAAUGAAAUUUUGCUAGGUAAACAUUCCGUUCAGAAAUAAGAUUAAUAUUUUUUACCCUCUGGUUAACAAAUAUUUUCUAAUUAAUGAGCUUUGAGCUGUAAACACUCCGAUGAAGUAUUGCAGUGAGAAUUUAGUUUCUUCUGAAUCCAAAAUAAUCUGAUUUUUUUUGUGUUUUUUGGGAUCUAAUGACAACAUUUUCUGUUUCAAACCCCAAUGAUGGUCGUACUUUCUUUUUAUUUCGCAUUAAGUAAUGCAAUAGUUAUAACGUAUGUUGAUAUUUCUUUUGUCUCGACUUCAAGAAAACUUUGUUGCUUUUUUAGAGGCAUACUCGAUACUUUAUGGACUUUUUUACUUCCGCUUAUCCUUUAUAUCGGUCUCAUGCACGGAUGUAGUCCUCAAUUAUUUAAAUAUAUAAAUUUUGAAAUUGAUGCGAAUCCUUGUCAAUGUGCAUGGAGAUGAUUGAAACACAGAUUUUUUGAUUUGAUGCGGCAAAGUCUAUUGAAAUGGAAAUAUCGAUUUAAUUAUUAACUAAAACAACGAUUGAUUCCAAGUAGUUAGCAAUUGUUCGUUAUCACAAGAGCUGAGAAAGUGAGAUAUAACGAAUUAAAUGGCAUUUUCUUUCAAGAUAGAGUUGGCAGCUGCCAAAAUAUUUAAUCUUUGAGCUCAAGGACGUCAUGAAUAAAUUUGCUUACGUUUAAUUUUAAUCAACUAUACUUCAUAAAUAUGCAUGUGUUGAUGACUUUUUCCUCCUACUUUCUCUGUAAAUUUGUUACGAAUUUCAAAAAGCGACAAUAUAGCGCCUGAAUAACUGGAACGUGGACCAGUCACAGUCCUGUGUGUCACAUAGCUGCCGCCCUGAAGAUAUAAUGAAUUUAUUUAUCAGUUUUAUCUAAGCGACCGACCAAACUGAUGCGCGGUGUCACCAGUCUUUUGACGAAUUAAAUGUAUCUUCCGUGAACUGAAUUAUUUUAAAAUACCUUAUUUGAAAUCGUGACUUUACUUCUUUGCUUCUCUUAAUUAUUCUUCGGCACUUCUCCGUUCCUUGUGUUCAUAUUUUAUUCUCGUGAAUGAUAUUUUGGUAUAUUUUCUUCCCGUGUAUAGCGUUGAGGAGAUCACAGGUUCCGAACAAUCAAUCCUGGUCCAAUUAUUGUUCGAAUAUUUUAGUGUGUCUGUUUCUAAGAAAUAAAUAGUUUUUACUGUUCGAAUAUUUUAGUGUGUCUAAGAAAUAAAUAGUUUAAUGUGAGUAGACGUAGCAGUUGAAAGACAUUAUCUAACUCCUAGAUGCUCGUUACAACCCAAGUUCAUCAGUGCUACACAACCUCUCAUUUGGGACAUUAGUAGUUUCAAUAACCUUCCAUUCCUGUGUGAGCAUUUUAGAAGUUACUCCUGUAUUGCCUCUAAGAUUAUUAACGAAAAUUCACACUUCCUGUGUCAGUGAGAGGGAGCUGUUGAAAAAAGUUGAAUUCCUAAUAAAUCGUGCAAUAGUAAAUUUUGCUGAAUACUCUACACUAAAAAAUAGAAAGCGCCUCCAUACAUUUAUCAAUAAAAUUUGACCUGCUUCAUGAGUGUAUUGUAAAGAAAAUCAAAAUUAAUUCAAUAGAACAUUAAAAAUUAUUCAAUAAUUGAAUUUUUAUUUGUAGACGACCCAUGAAAAUGUGUAGUAAUGAAGAUAUAUAAGUUUAUCGAUAAAUUCUGCAGCGUAAACCAAUACAAAUUUGCAAAGAUUACCGAAACUAAGUUCAAAUGCUAAAUGGUUAAUUGGUUAAUAUUUGAAGAAAAAAUGCAAUAAAUAAUUAUAUUUAUGUGCUGCGGAAAACUUAUUUCAAUCGUGAGCUGACUUUAAUUUAUUUCAAAUCGGGCAAAAAUCUACUGGCCUGUAUUAAAAUACAACGUGUGCGUAAUGGAGUGUUUCAAUCAAAUGCGUUUUCCAUCCGAUGGAGCAUUCUCCCUUUCGGCGUUGAAAUCGAUUCAAAUCAUUCAAACUGUCCCGCCGCUUGGAAAAUUCUCCACAUAUAUGCACCAGGGACCGACGGGCUAGAAUAUUUUAACUCAUUAUUUGGGAUGUCAACAAUGCAACAUCCGUGUUCGAUUUCUCUGCUCACGUGAAGAAUUAGUUCUAACGAAAGUAUUCUCAGGUAAAUGUACACUAAUUAAUUAUCUAUUCUCCUCAUAUUUACCUAUACCUUCUCUAAAUGUCUGACAUUUAAAUCUUGCAAGGCCGUAUUUCAGAAAUAAUAUAUCUCCCGUUGUGAUCCGUAAGUCAACCUACAUGGGCUACAUCACACCAGUACAAGGUAAUGAACUUUGAGUUAAACUUUAAUUAUCAUUCAUUUCAUUCAAACUAAAUGCAUUUUGACGUUUUGUAAACACAAAAUGAAUGCUAUUAUAUAUUAGAUACAAUAAAUCUAUUACAGUAAAAGAAUGAAUGACUUUCGAGGGCAGAUGACCAGAUUGUGUGACCCUCUUUAGCUGAUAAGGAUAUUGUCGAACUAACACAUUGAUAGUGAAAUAUAGUGUAGAGGCUUCACAGUAGU